AUACAUGUACACUCAAAGGCUGUGGGAGCAAUGGCACGUGCAUCAAGAACAGCGCUACUGGAGUGGCCUCCUGUGUGUGUGACACUGGCUUCGUGCUGCAGGCGGAUGGCAGGACGUGCACUGAUACCUGUGUCAUCAAGGGCUGUAAUGCUGUAGUCACGGAUUGCGUGAAGGACGCUGCAGGCGCCGCCUCCUGUGUCUGCAAGACGGGUUACCAGAACAUAUCGGGCACGUGCAUGGGGCCUGCCUCGUGUGGGGUCUGCCCUGCAGGAGCCAGCUGCACUGUUGUGCCGUACACCAAAGCCGCUUACUGCGCCUGCCCUCUGGGCUAUGGCAUGACUGCUGCUGGCUGCGUGCUCG
Messenger RNA from Closterium sp. Naga37s-1, 360 nucleotides. The record is from the annotation of a GenBank genome assembly. NCBI's taxonomy places the organism in Eukaryota, Viridiplantae, Streptophyta, Zygnematophyceae, Desmidiales, Closteriaceae.